Hemicordylus capensis (graceful crag lizard) is the source of this 1100-nucleotide messenger RNA. RefSeq names its product chromosome 3 C11orf42 homolog (gene C3H11orf42). The record is from RefSeq and is a predicted model, not a curated record. NCBI's taxonomy places the organism in Eukaryota, Metazoa, Chordata, Lepidosauria, Squamata, Cordylidae. The transcript is spliced from 3 exons. The coding region runs from base 127 to 1065 and encodes 312 amino acids.
GGUGGGGCACCUCCUCCCAGCCCCUCAGUGACUCCCCUCCCUCUGGGUCAGGGCUACUGUGGCCCAUGUGUGCCCUCUGCAGCCCCGUUCCUGGAUCCCUCUAGGCCUCGGCCAGCCCCGAGCAAGAUGGAAGGCGGGACCCAGGCCCUGGAGAUGGGCGAGGCAGAUGCCAACUGGGAGCUGAUCCGGGACAAGGUGAUUGAGGAGCGCUUUGGCCCCACGGUGGUGCCGGUGCCCUUCCUGGAAGACGCCGCCUCGUACGACCUGCUGGCGGUCCUGAUCAAGAAGCCGCAGCUGGCCCGCAGCCUCCUGCACCGGCAGCGCUGCCUGGUCCCCGUGGGGCCGCUGGAGAACCUGCUGCUGCUGGGGGGGGCCGGGCCGGCCGGCCGGGAGCUGGCCCACUGCACCCGCGAGUACAACGCCCGGGUGCGGGGGGAGUCGCGCUACGAGGAGACGCGGCUGGUGGGCGGCGCCCUGCGCCACAUCCGCCUGGCCCUGGCCGGCGUCCACAAGAAGGUGGCCUUCCUGGUGCUGCGGCCGGGGGCGGUGGUGCUGCGGCCGGACCUGCCCUGGCUGCGCUCCCAGAGCAGCCUCUACGUCAUCUACGAGGUCUUCUACUGCAGCAGCCUGGCGCUGAGCGUCACGCAGGGCGCCCAGCACCGCAGCUUCCACCUGGAGCGCUCCCUGCCCGUGGCCUUCUCCUGCCUCAAGUUUGCCCUCAGCAGCAAGGGGGUGCUGGGCUCCCAGAAGCCCACCGGCCACACCUUGCCCGCCCGGGCCGCCUGGGUCCGGAUGGCCGUGCUGGAGGCCCCCACCCCCGCCCCCCUGCCGGAGGCCCCCUCCCCUGCCGGACCGGCGGAGCCCCGGGACAGCACGGCCGGCCGCAAGCCCUGGAGGCGCCUGGGCAGGCCUCUGCGGCCCCUGGCAGGGAAGUGGCCGUUCAAGCGGCAGCGGCCCAAGCUGGGCCCCUCCACCGGCAGCCUGGCCGACGACCCCGAGCGGUACUCCAUGUCGCUGCCCCUCCUGCAGGGCGUCGCGGCGGCCGAGAGCGACACAGAAGAGUGAGCAGCACCGCAGGCAAUAAAGCCCUUGGCACCUCA